AUCGCCAAAUUCCGCACUCUAUAACCGCUGGCGAUCAACAGUUGUUUGGAAACGAUACCUACCGACCGGCACCUUCUCAAAAGGCUAUGCACUAUGUAGAAGAAGAUAAACGACUUAAGGAGAAUUGCAAAGUCGAACGCGAAGAGUUCCAAGAACAUAAUAUCCUGCUUCUCCCAUCCACAUUGCUUUUGAUAUCUUCGAGCUAGCUCAUCUCCCACUUUAACAAUCUCCAGCAUCUGUCAUUGUCAUGGACCAGGCUGCUUUUACUUCUUCUACCCCCGAUCUCUGCGAGAUUGGCACGGCAGUCAUAAUACAAGCUGUUAUUAAAUUCAUGCGCCAGCACCCUACCAGAUACGGCGACUUGCGUCCUCAUACUAUUAUUUGGGGCCAUAGAGAUAGUCCUGAAGACCGCAUCUAUGCUCUCGAGGAAGCGUUUAAAGCCUUGAGAGAGGAGAAUCAGAGACUCUCUGAGUUGAACUCACGCCUCACAUGCGAUCUCGAGAACCUAACCACCCGGGUCAGGGAGAUUGAGGAGAGGCCAGUCACCGAUGACCCCCGUUGGCACAGACUCGCUUUGUCUUUGCAGUCUCACUCAAGUAGAAGUGAGCCAAUAGCGGAAUUGGACACCCACAUAAGCAACAAGCUAUGGGUCGUCUACAAAGGCCUUAAUAACAUCAUAAAAAUCGACGAUGGUCCCUUAGUAAUUGAAUUCGACAAGUUACUCCUACGCUCACCAAGUACCCCAAGGGAAAAGAAUGUAGAACUGGGAAAUCUGGGGUCGCAACAUCUUGCAACUUCAAUACGGUCUGCACAGGGCUUUUAUAACGAUGAAAGAAUAAACACGGGUCAGUCCAGUGGGCGGAAUAUCAGGGCUGAACAACAAGCAUGGUCCGAGGCAUAUGGGGAAAGUCAGCCAUGGGUUGAAGACAUAUGUGAGACUCAUCUUUCUUAAUCAUGACCACUAAGAUAUUUUACAGGGUCUAUGAUCUGUGGCUUCCUGAUUGCUUCUUCUAAUAGCUUCCAACUCCUUAAAUCAUCGUUGAGA
Messenger RNA from Paecilomyces variotii, 1045 nucleotides. RefSeq lists its product as hypothetical. The transcript has 2 exons. Lineage: Eukaryota; Fungi; Ascomycota; Eurotiomycetes; Eurotiales; Thermoascaceae. Bases 248 to 952 code for a protein of 234 amino acids. The record is from RefSeq and is a predicted model, not a curated record.